AUGCAAUUCAUCACGCUCUUUUCAACGUCGCUUGCCCUUUUCGGCACCACUGGCUGGGCUGGAUAUGUGCUGCAGGACGAUUACUUUGCCAACAAUGCCUUUUUCGAUCAGUUUACUUUCUGGGAUGCGGAGGACCCGACGCAAGGAUUCGUGGCGUAUCAGUCGUACAAUGCCUCGGUGGAUGCGAAGCUGAUUUCGAGCUCGACGGGAAACAUUUACAUGGGUGUGGACAGCGCGAGCAACACACCUAAUGGCAGGCCGAGCGUUCGAAUCACGAGCAAGAAGACGUACAGCCAGGGGCUGGUGGUUGUCGACAUUGAGCACAUGCCUGGAGGGAUCUGCGGGACCUGGCCAGCUUUCUGGCUCGUUGGCCCUAACUGGCCUAACGGUGGCGAGAUCGACGUUCUCGAAGGCGUCAACGAUCAAACCUCGAACGACGUAACGCUGCACACCGGUCCAGGUUGCUCUGUCUCUAACACCGGCAGCUUUUCGGGACACAUGACCUCUACCGGCUGCGCCUCCGAUAACAAUAACAACACCGGCUGCCAGAUCGCCUCCGGCGACACAGCAUCGUACGGCGCGGGCUUCAACGAAGGCAAAGGCGGCGUCUACGCCAUGGAGUGGACAAGCACCGGCAUCGCAGUCUACUUUUUCCCCCGCAGCUCCAUCCCUAGCGAUGUCCUCGGCGAUUCACCGAAUCCAUCAGGCUGGGGCACACCCAUGGCACACUUCACCGGCGACUGCGACUUCACAUCCUCUUUCACGGAUCAGCAGAUUGUAUUCGACACAACGUUCUGCGGAGCUUGGGCUGGGAACGUCUGGUCCUCGUCAUCUUGCGCUUCGAAGGCCCCGACUUGCAAUUCUUACGUGGAGAAUAACCCCUCGGCUUUCGCGGAUGCGUACUGGAGUGUGAAUGCGCUCAAGGUGUACACGAAUAAUGGCCAGGCGGCGGAGAGUGUGGCCCCUUCGAGCGCUGUGACGGCUACCUCGACGAGUGUGGUCUAUGUCACGCAGCCCACUUCGUCAGCCGCUCCGACGACCUUCGCCGUGUCCACGACGGCUGCUGCUGCUCCGACUUCCAGCGACGGAGGUUACGCACCCGUCCUGCGCCGAGCGGUCCUGGGUGGUUCUCGAAUGGUCCUCAUGGGGUCGUGGGAUCUUGGGGCAAGAGGGAUGAGGGUGAGCGUGAGGUGA
Zasmidium cellare ATCC 36951 is the source of this 1194-nucleotide messenger RNA. RefSeq names its product glycoside hydrolase family 16 protein. The record is from RefSeq and is a predicted model, not a curated record. Gene Ontology annotation, biological process: glucan catabolic process. Lineage: Eukaryota; Fungi; Ascomycota; Dothideomycetes; Mycosphaerellales; Mycosphaerellaceae. The transcript has 3 exons. The coding region runs from base 1 to 1194 and encodes 397 amino acids. Gene Ontology annotation, molecular function: hydrolase activity, hydrolyzing O-glycosyl compounds.